This is a messenger RNA of Vicia faba (fava bean), 396 nucleotides long. NCBI's taxonomy places the organism in Eukaryota, Viridiplantae, Streptophyta, Magnoliopsida, Fabales, Fabaceae. The record is from the annotation of a GenBank genome assembly.
AUGAUGCAGCAACAAGCUUUAUGCGAAAAGGCGAAGAAACGAGGGAGAUUGAAGCUUACCUGCCAGAGUAGCUCCGACGGCUCUUCGACGGUGAUGACACCAACAGAAAACCAGAGAGUCUUGAAUUCUCAGGUACGAACAAUCCUCUUAGACUUUGAACUUAUUCCUCUUCUUUAUCUGAUUCAAUUUUCUUCUUCUGCUACUCUUUCUCGGCCUUUUCGUUUUCUGUUACAAAUCUUUCAAUUGCACAUAGCAAAGAUACCGAGAAAUAAACUCAGUUUUGCAGAGAGCGUGAGGUGGUUGCUGUAUGAGGCGUUGUUAGGAAAUCAAAGGCAAUUACUUGAAGAAUGCACUAGGUUGGUUCCUAUAGGGCAUAAAGGGGAGAAUGGUUUGUAA